This is a messenger RNA of Pomacea canaliculata, 1260 nucleotides long. Its product is annotated as kynurenine formamidase-like. The transcript has 4 exons. Gene Ontology annotation, molecular function: arylformamidase activity. Lineage: Eukaryota; Metazoa; Mollusca; Gastropoda; Architaenioglossa; Ampullariidae. The record is from RefSeq and is a predicted model, not a curated record. Bases 190 to 1059 code for a protein of 289 amino acids.
AAAGCAACCUUCACUAAGCCUUGUGUUCUGUAGCGACCUUUAUUUCACUGAGCGGAGGGAUAUUCACCCGCCUUGGCGCGGUGCAGCUGAACCCUCCAUGUUGCAGUGUCAGCCUGCAAGUCUCACCUGAUACACGCUCAACCUGGCAGCUGAGAGGCCGACUUCGCAAACAGAGUUGUCCCAAUCACGAUGGAUAACGACGAUGUGUGCCGGCUGCUCGUCGUUCUGUCGCUGAUGGCGCUGUCGGCGGGUCUGGAGGUCAUCGACAUGACCCUUGUACUUGGAGCAGACACCAUCGUCUGGCCUGGUUCCCCGCCCUUCAACUUCACGAUUCUAAAGCGAGGAAAUCAGUCCGAUGGAUACUGGUACGAGAUCAACUAUUUCGGGACAGCGGAACACGCUGGUACGCAUGUCGAUGCGCCUGCGCACUUCAGUCAGAGUGGGUGGCGUGUGCACCAGAUCCCGUCAUCUAGUCUCGCGGGGCCCGCUGUCGUCGUUGACGUGGCAGACAAGGCCACCAAGGACGCCGACUACAGACUGACAAUAGAAGAUCUGCAAGCCUGGGAGGACAGUCAUGGAAGGAUACCAGACAAGGCUGUGGUGGUGAUGGACUCCGGUUGGGGUGCCCGCUACCCGAGCCCCUCAAGAGUUUUCAACACCAACAACACCCUCGACGCCUCAACUUUCCAUUUUCCGGGUAUCCACCCGGCUGCAGCCGCCUGGUUGGCCUCUCAACGUCAUGUCAUCGCAGUGGGCGUGGACACGCCGUCCACCGACUACGGUCAGUCCACGAAGUACGAGACACACGUGGUUCUGGGUAACAACAAUGUCCUGGGGCUGGAGAACCUGCAGAAAGUUGAUCAGCUGCCGGCUCGGGGCGCCACCAUCGCCAUCGGACUGGUCAACCUGAAAGACGGAAGUGGAGGGCCUGCUCGCAUUCUCGCCAUCAUUGACAGCACAACAACUGGACGUGGAAAUGCUCUUCACCCGACUGCGCUCUUGUUUCUGUGGAUCGUGUGCGGCGUGUUUGUGUCGCUUCAAUGGCCAACAGUUCUUUAGUGUUUUGCUUAUUUUUCACAAAACUGAUUACCCGCACACGUUCAGAAAUGUACUGGACAAUGUUCAUAUUCGUAAUCUUUUCAUGUCGAUAUUAAUGUUCGAUUAUCUAUCUUUCUGUCUGUGUUUGGGUUUACCAGCUUGUUGACCUUGUGGUACAUUAUCCUAACAUGCUGGCAUAAUCAAUAAAUGUUUUUAUCUGUA